UUCUCUUUCUGUCUAUCUGUCUAAACUACUGUUCGAACGUCAGACUGAGUUUGAUGUCCGAGGCAACUGAUGCUUCCAUUGCCAGACCACACGGUUGCAAAAUAAUCUAAGCUUUUCGAAGAGAAAGCAUGGCAGACAAAUGGAAGCACACGGCUCUCCUAGUAAUUGACAUGCAGAAUGAUUUUGUUUUAGAAGAUGGAUUGAUGAGAGUGAAUGGAGGCAAAGCCAUAGUCCCUAAUGUCAUCAGGACUGUUGAAAUCGCCAGGCAGCGUGGCAUUCUCGUCGUCUGGGUUGUUCGUGAACAUGACUAUUUAGGAAGAGAUGUUGAACUCUUUCGCCGGCACUUGUACUCUCGUGAUAAGGGGGGUCCAACCACUAAGGGAAGCUUUGGUGCAGAACUAGUGGAUGGCCUUGUGAUAAAAGAAGGAGAUUACAAGUUGGUGAAGACUCGUUUUAGUGCAUUCUUUGCUACCCAUCUUCAUUGUUUUCUUCAGAGUAAUGGUGUCACUAAUUUAGUGGUUGUUGGUGUUCAAACUCCAAAUUGCAUCAGACAGACUGUCUUUGAUGCAGUAGCACAUAAUUACCAAUCUGUUACUGUUAUUGUUGAUGCCACAGCUGCUGCUACACCUGAUGUACACGAUGCCAAUAUCUUUGACAUGAAAAAUGUUGGAGUUGCAACACCAACACUACAGGAGUGGUGUGAAACCAAUGCUUGAUCCAUCAAAUGAUCGAACUGGAAUGGAUUCUACCCUGACCUGGUUGAGACUAUUCUCUUCUACAUUAGAGUACCAUAUGCACCCUGCAGCCUCGCAGUAUUCAACUUGCCUUUCCAUCAUCCCAUAUGUGGAACGUGGAGUACUAUGAUAUAAAGCUGUUUGUCUUUCACCAUGUGUAUGUUUUAUUUAAUUGAUAAUCAUUACUGUUCUUAUUUCCAUGCUAUUAUAAGAAUAAAGAAGAAUGAGUCCAGCUAUAUCAAGCCUUCUUAGUUUAUUUAACUGUUCCCAUUCAGGCAGUGUAAAACAGAUAGUGACAGAAUGCCAUAA
Molecule: messenger RNA, 1043 nt
Organism: Durio zibethinus
Lineage: Eukaryota; Viridiplantae; Streptophyta; Magnoliopsida; Malvales; Malvaceae
Product: Isochorismatase family protein
Source: RefSeq, a predicted model, not a curated record